This is a messenger RNA of Hyaloscypha bicolor E, 1518 nucleotides long. Its product is annotated as putative sugar transporter STL1. Lineage: Eukaryota; Fungi; Ascomycota; Leotiomycetes; Helotiales; Hyaloscyphaceae. Gene Ontology annotation, biological process: carbohydrate transport; transmembrane transport. Gene Ontology annotation, cellular component: membrane. The transcript is spliced from 8 exons. Gene Ontology annotation, molecular function: carbohydrate:proton symporter activity. The record is from RefSeq and is a predicted model, not a curated record. Bases 1 to 1518 code for a protein of 505 amino acids.
AUGGCGAAAUUCACCAAAGCCCGGUUUGGAAGCAAGACAUCAUAUCGUAUGAUGUCAAUCAGUUGCGCUCUCGCAUUUGCGCUCUAUGGCUACGACGCCGGCGUUCUUGGAGGUGUUCAAAACACCAAGCCCUUUCUCGACGCAAUCGGAAAUCCAACAGGUGUCUACGAUAUCCCCAUGGUAGCUUCAUCCUAUGUUUUAGCCGCGACUGUCAUCUCAGCCUUGGUCAUCUUUAUCGGCAUGCCCUUUGGCAGACGGGGCUGUAUCUUAAUCGGUGACAUGUGUGUAAUUGUUGGGUCAGCAAUUCAGGCCUCAGCCAUGUCAAUGCCACAUAUUAUUGUCGGGAGAGUUAUUUGCGGUUUCGGAAUUGGAUUCAUCUCCAGCACCGUGCCAACCUACAUGGCGGAAAUGGGCAUCAUGAAAGAACAGCGUGGACCGGAAGUUGCUAUUCAAUGCGCAUGGCUAAUCACUGGAAUUGCAAUUGCUUACUGGAUUGACUUUGGGUUCACUCGGACUCAGCAUCAGAUCUCUUGGCGCUUCCCCAUUGCAUUCCAGGCUGUCUUUGCUAUCAUCUCCUUUGCUCUUCUCUGGUUUCUUCCAGACACACCACGCUGGUACUAUGCCAGAGACAGGAUCGAAGAGGGUGAUUUAGUCCUCAUGUUGCUUCAUGAUAAAGGCAUCGAUGGCGAAAGUGUGCAGAAGCAAAGAAAGGAAAUUUUGUCUUCCAUCCAAAUGGAAGCUGAGAAUGAGAACAAACUCAUUCUCUGGAGUCUCGUCUGGGAUAACACUGAGCUGCGAGUUGGCCGACGGAUCCGUAUUUCGUUUCUCAUUCUCAGUAUUCAGCAGAUGAUGGGAAUCAAUAUGCUGGUCUACUACAGCACUCGAAUAUUUGCAAACAUUGGUCUGUCGCCCUUUUUGUCCCAGCUCCUCGCUGCUGUGAUGAACACCAUUUUCGCAAUCGGGACAUAUUUCACACCAGGAACUAUUGAAAGGUUUGGAAGACGGCAAAUCAUGCUCUGGACAGCCUUUGGCUGCGGUGUUUCCAUUAUGAUAUUUACCAUCAUGAUUGGGUUACCGAAUCAGACACCCGCAACCCAAUGGACUGCAGUUGCAUUCGUCAUCCUAUACAAUCUGUUCUACGGAUACGGCUGGGUUGGAUGCCCUUGGCUAUACGGACCAGAGAUUGCCCCUCUACGAUAUCGACAUAUUGGUGGGGCUGCUGGGUCACUGGGUGAAUGGCUUUUCUCGUUCAUCACAGUCUUUGCGGGUGGAAUUGGUGUUGACAGAACUGGAUGGAAAAUCUGGAUCUGGCAGAUUAUUGCUUGCUUCGGUGUUAUUCCCUUCGUAUAUUUCAUGUGCCCAGAGACGGCAGGAAAGUCCCUCGAAGAAAUUGAUGCGCUGUUUGCAGCGCCUGGCUAUGAUGGCUAUCACCACGGGGCGGGUGCAGAUGAAAAGAUUAUUGAGAGUGACGGAAGCAAUACAUCCCAUUUGGAGGAGAAGAUUGUGGGGAAGAACUAG